AUGUGGCAAGCCAACUGCCGACGAAUGCAUCAUUUAGCAGACUGGAUUUCAGGUAACGUGAUGGGAGGCUGCGUGGGGAGGAGCAGGAGGAACGACGGCCACGGGAGUGUUCGGAGUUUGACCAGGAGCAAAAAACGUGGAGGACGAAAUGAGCCUCUCAAGAAGGAGCGUCUCAAGUGGAAGAGCGAGUACCCGAUGACCGAGGGCCAGCUCAGGAGUAAACGGGACGAAUUUUGGGACACGGCUCCGGCUUUCGAUGGACGCAAAGAGAUCUGGGAUGCACUCCGAGCAGCAGCCUUGGCUGCUGAGUGCAAUGACCUGGAGCUAGCGCAGGCCAUCGUGGACGGAGCCUGCAUCACUUUGCCUCAUGGUUCUCUCACGGAGAGUUACGAUGAGCUAGGAAACCGCUAUCAACUUCCAGCGUACACUUUGGUACCACCCAUCAAUCUAAUCAACGAAACAUGCAGUGAGAACAAAAUUUGUGAACCCACACAAAAGCAAGUGCAGCCUCCUCCCUGCAGGCAAGAGUUCCAGCUGCGUGUGCGACUGUCCUCCGGCGAGGAUGUGCGUCUUACAGCAAGCUUAGCUGACACCAUUGCCGAGCUGAAGAAACAGCUGGAGAAUCAGGAGGCCAUCGACGUGUCCCACCAGAGAUGGUUCUUCUCUGGUAAACUCCUCACAGACAAGACUCGUUUGCAGGACGCUAAAAUCCAGAAAGACUUUGUUGUCCAAGUCAUUGUCAACAUGAACCCUCCAAUUAUAGCCAACUAA
Molecule: messenger RNA, 771 nt
Organism: Nerophis lumbriciformis (worm pipefish)
Lineage: Eukaryota; Metazoa; Chordata; Actinopteri; Syngnathiformes; Syngnathidae
Source: RefSeq, a predicted model, not a curated record